AUGCUGCCCGGGGUCGGUGUCUUCGGCACGGGCAAGCUGUUGGAGGCAGUGGUGCCCCACCUGCGCUCCCUGGGCUUCCGCGUGGUGGCGCUGUGGGGUCAGACUUUAGAAGAUGCCGGCAAUGUGGCAGGCUCGCUGCACAUCGACUACUUCACCAGCCGGAUCGAUGACGUGCUGCUGCACAAGGACGUGGACCUGGUGCUGGUCCUCUCGCCGCCCAGCCUGCAGUCGCAGAUCGCCGUCAAGGCCAUGGGCAUCGGCAAGCACGUAGUGUGCGACCGGCCGGCUGGCCUCUGCCAGUCAGAGCUGCUCAAGAUGGUGCUGGCGGCGCAGUACUACCCGUCGCUGCUCUCCGUGGUCGGCUACGGUUUGCGCUACCUGCCGGCCGUGCGCCAGCUGCGCCAGGCCGUGCGCGACGGCUACGUGGGCGACGUGCGCCUGGUGGAGGUGCGCGUCACGUGCGGCAGCUUGCUGGAGGGCGCUGGCUACAGCUGGCUCUGCGAGCCGGCCAUGGGUGGCGGCCUGCUCUCGCUGAUCGGCAGCGGCGUGGUCGACCUGGUCAGCCACGUGAUCGGGCAGCGGGCGCGCCGCGUGCACGGCACGCUGCGCACGUACACGCGCCAGACGCGCCUGAUCGCCGGCAUCCGGCACGUGGGCAGCGACGACUUCUGCACCUUCCAGAUGGAGAUGGACGGCGGCGCGCUGGUGACGGUGUCGCUGAACGCGCACCUCUCGGGCCUGCAGCAGGAGGUGGUUGUCUGCGGCGACUGGGGCCACCUGACGGACGGCCAGUACGUGGCCGCCGUGCUGGAGGCGGUGCGCGUCUCGGCCGCCACGCAGGCCUGGACCCAGGUGAAUAUCCGCUCCCGGAUGCUCGAGACCAACUACCUGGGUAUGGCGCUGAAGGCGGCCGACGCGUAG
Messenger RNA from Pollicipes pollicipes, 921 nucleotides. RefSeq names its product glucose-fructose oxidoreductase domain-containing protein 2. The record is from RefSeq and is a predicted model, not a curated record. NCBI's taxonomy places the organism in Eukaryota, Metazoa, Arthropoda, Thecostraca, Pollicipedomorpha, Pollicipedidae. Bases 1 to 921 code for a protein of 306 amino acids. Gene Ontology annotation, molecular function: nucleotide binding. The transcript is spliced from 3 exons.